This is a messenger RNA of Gigantopelta aegis, 1122 nucleotides long. RefSeq names its product polypyrimidine tract-binding protein 2-like. Gene Ontology annotation, biological process: regulation of RNA splicing. Gene Ontology annotation, molecular function: mRNA binding. NCBI's taxonomy places the organism in Eukaryota, Metazoa, Mollusca, Gastropoda, Neomphalida, Peltospiridae. The record is from RefSeq and is a predicted model, not a curated record. Gene Ontology annotation, cellular component: nucleus.
AUGGCUAAAAGACUUAGACAAGCAAAUCUUUUUGAAACUCUUGCCAAGAAGCGUGCAACUGAUGAGAUCGAGCCAAGUGCUUUGCUGGAGGAAUUGCCUGUGAGUGGGGAACUUUGUGAUGAUGAAUCUGAUGAUAUAACUGACUCUCUUGAUAUAAAGAGCAUUGCUAAAGAGUUUAUAGCUACUAACGAAGAACGAGCAGCUCUGUUGAAGAAGCCAGGAGCAACCUCAAUGGGUGGAGCUAGUCCAGGUUAUGGUGGUUCUUCUCCUCAAUCUAUCAGUAUGAUUGGGAUAGGAGCUAUGCAACAGGGUCAACCUAACUCCAUUUUAAGAGUUAUUAUUGAGAACAUGUUAUAUCCUAUUACCAUUGAUGUCCUUCAUCAAAUAUUUGCCAAAUAUGGUGAUGUUCUAAAAAUAGUAACAUUUAUGAAAAAAAUGGGUCAGUUUCCCCAUGCACUCAUUCAAUAUCCCAAUGAAAUAAUUGCUGCUAAUGCUAAAAACUCACUUGAUGGUCAAAAUAUCUAUAAUGGUUGUUGUACAUUACACAUUGAUUACUCUAAAUUGUCUAAUCUUACUGUCAAAUAUAACAAUGAGAAGACUAGAGACUUUACUCAUCCUGAUCUACCAGCUGGAGACCAAGAAGAGACUGUGUCACUCCCUGACCUCUCAGCAUAUGGUAUAAUAGAUAUGUGUAUCUGUACUCAUCUUAAUGGUAGCAUGUUAUAUGGUAAGAAAAUCCAUGUAACACUCUCUAAACAUACUCAAGUCCAGAUGCCUCAACCAGGAAGUAAUGAGGAUGGACUAACUGAAGACUUUUCUAACUCACCUCUUCAUCGUUUCAAGAAGCCAGGGUCUAAGAAUUAUCAGAAUAUUUAUCCUCCAAGUGCUACACUCCAUCUUUCUAAUAUUCCUGAUGGUAUUACUGAGGAAUAUCUUCGCAGUCUAUUUACAUCUACUGGUGGUAAUGUAGUCAACUUCCGUUUCUUUCAAAAUGAUCUACGUAUGGCUCUAGUUCAGAUGUCUUCAGUAGAGGAAGCUAUCAAUGCUCUCAUUGUCACUCAUAAUCAUAAAAUCAGUGAAACCAAUCAUCUCCGAGUUACCUUCUCAAAGAACACUCUCUAA